AUGAGGCAUCACUUCAGUCUCAACGGCUGGCCUGGUUCAAAGUUGGGCCCAGCGCCUGAUGACGAAGCUGGCCAGCGUCGACUUAUCGAUGCGCUGCAGGAUCGGAAGACAGAGAUCUACCGCGAUUAUGUUUUGCGAGGGCGUGCUUCAGCUCGGCCUGGCAUUGUGGAGCUGAUUGAUGCAGCUUUGGAGCGGCCGGAUCUAAAGACUGCGAUUUGCUCUGCAGGCACCCGGGAGGCGGCCCAACAGGUGCUGCUGGCGGUCCUCGGGGAGGAGCGGUUGGGCAACUUUGAUUUGAUCCUGCUAGGCGACGACGUGAGCAGGAAGAAGCCGGAUCCCUUGAUCUACAUCCUGGCAUCGGAAGGCAUGGCCGUGCCAGUGGAAAACUGCGUGGUCGUCGAAGACUCUAAGAUUGGUUUGGAAGCGGCGGUAGCGGCAGGCAUGAAGUGCUACAUCACCUACACUGACUCCACGCAAGGCCAGAAGUUCGAGGGCGCGGCCGAGGUGAUGCCGGACGCCACGGUCAUGGGCAGCGGUGCGUCCAAGAAGAAGGCGGAGGAAAAGAAGGACGAGGCCGUGCCAGCCGCACCCAAGGCGGAGGAGCCAAAGGCAGAAGCUGCGCCAAAGGCAGAAGCUGCGCCAAAGGCAGCUGAGCCAAAGGAGGAGCCAAAGGAGGCAGAGGAGCCACCGAAGGAGCCAAAGGCGGAAACCGAACCAAAGGCUGAGGCUGCGGCUACAACGAAUGACAAUGGCAACGGGGAAUCUGCCCCAGCCGAAUCUGCCCCCCAGGCAACGGAAGAGCCGGCAGCACCCAAAACAAUCGACUGGGCAAAGUUGGAUGAGAAGCUCCCUCAUGCAAAGGACCCAGAGUCGAAGAAACUUCGGCUGGAAAUGUUUGACAAGAUGGAUGUGAACAAGUCUCGGCAACUCUCUCUCAUGGAGGUGAGUGCUGGCAUGGAGGCAAUUUUGGCCGACUUCACAGAUGUCAAAGUUGCAACUGUCAUCCGCUCUGCCUUCAAUGUUGCCAAGGUAGCUGGUCAAAAGCACGGAAGCAAGGGCUCCGCGGACUACAUUGAGAGGAACGAAUUUCGACUUCUACUCUUCUAUGCGCGCGAAUACUUCACGUUCUUUCAGGUCUACCGGGAGAUGAGCCCCGAAGGGGAUAUGCGGGUGAGCCUCGAGGAAUUCAACAAGGCGCUCCCACUGCUGAAGGAGUGGGGUGUCGAGAUCACUCCGGAAAAUGCCGAGACGGAGUUCAAGACCAUCGACAAGGAUGGAAAGGGCCAAAUCCUUUUUGACGAGUUCGCCGAGUGGGCCAUGAACCACAAUUUGGAGAUCCCUGACACAGAGGAAGCCACAGCAGAAGCAACUGCUGAAGCAACUGCUGAAGCAACUGCUGAAGCAACCAAUGCGGAGGCUGCGUGA
Effrenium voratum is the source of this 1425-nucleotide messenger RNA. The record is from the annotation of a GenBank genome assembly. Lineage: Eukaryota; Dinophyceae; Suessiales; Symbiodiniaceae.